Quercus lobata is the source of this 1203-nucleotide messenger RNA. It is a transcript of the gene MAKR1, whose product is annotated as membrane-associated kinase regulator. The record is from RefSeq and is a predicted model, not a curated record. Gene Ontology annotation, cellular component: plasma membrane. The transcript has a single exon. The coding region runs from base 57 to 1067 and encodes 336 amino acids. Lineage: Eukaryota; Viridiplantae; Streptophyta; Magnoliopsida; Fagales; Fagaceae. Gene Ontology annotation, molecular function: kinase inhibitor activity.
AAUCCAUCUCUCUCUCUCUCUCUCAACACUAUAGACAGAUGAUGUAGCAAUCAACAAUGGGCAGGAGAACAGAGAGACCCUCCAAAUCCCACACACUCCCACCUUCACCAUCCCACUCAUUCUCAUCCUCUUCCUCCUCAGACUUCGAGUUCACCAUCUCUCUCUCCCCACGCAGAUCCUCCACCACUCUCUGCCCAGCCGACGAGCUCUUCUACAAAGGCCAACUCUUACCUCUCCACACCUCUCCUCGCCUCUCCAUGGUCCGUACUCUCCUCUUAGCUUCCUCAAGCACCUCUUCCUCCUCAGACACCACCACCACCGCCUCUCGUGACUCCACAGGUAGCUCCAACGACUCUCACUCUUCCUUCAACAGCGACCUCUUAUUGCUGGCCGAGUGUGACUCAUCGAGACCCAGCUCAGUCACAGAGGACGACGAGUUCAAACGCCUUCACAACCCUAACACCCAGAUCAAGAAACCCAAGUAUUUCUCAUUGUCAAGAUUCUCAUCUGUGUUCAAAAAAGAUCCAAAGACACGUGACCCAGAUACUGUAUCCGGUUCAUCAGUGAAAAGAACGAGCUCUACAGCCAAAGAGGUUAUACGAAAGUAUUUGAAGAAAGUGAAGCCUUUGUAUGAAAAACUCUCCCAAAAACAACAACAGCAACAACAAAAAAUGGGAGGAGGAGGAGGAGGACUUGUUACGACGAGUUCUACAACGGCAAGAACUGUGUCUUUGUUAGCUGCGAAAGAACACAGCGAUAAGAUCAGUACGAGGAAAGAAAGUGUUAGUGGAUUAAUCUCUCAAUCUUUUUCGGGGAAUUUGAGGUACCCACGUAGGAAAAGCUGUGUUUCGAGCUGUCCAUCUUCGAUGAGGUCCUCACCGAGCCAUUCGGGUGUGCUUAGUCGAACCGGGUUCAUGGGUACGAGUACAGGGACGAGUAAGGUUGGAGGAAUGUAUAACAGCGACACGUCGUCGAUGGAGGAGUUACAGAGUGCAAUUCAAGGUGCAAUUGCUCAUUGCAAGAACUCCAUGAUUCAGAACAAGACCAUGGUCAGUAAUGAGAUUUGAAAUUUGAGAUAUGAAUCAAAAUUAACUGAUUAUAUUUAGCAGUAAUUUUUAGUUUCCUAAGAUUUUUUUUUUUUUUUUUUUUUGAAUCUAGCUUUGUGUGUUGUCACUUUUGUUGCUAUUAUGCAAUUACUAAAAA